This is a messenger RNA of Pungitius pungitius (ninespine stickleback), 1888 nucleotides long. Its product is annotated as hsp90 co-chaperone Cdc37. The transcript is spliced from 8 exons. The record is from RefSeq and is a predicted model, not a curated record. Gene Ontology annotation, biological process: protein stabilization; protein folding. Gene Ontology annotation, cellular component: cytoplasm. NCBI's taxonomy places the organism in Eukaryota, Metazoa, Chordata, Actinopteri, Perciformes, Gasterosteidae. Gene Ontology annotation, molecular function: heat shock protein binding; protein-folding chaperone binding; protein kinase binding. Bases 271 to 1401 code for a protein of 376 amino acids.
GACGUCAAACGGAAAUCUGAAGGAGCAAUUCUUUCUGGAAAUCUCUAGCCGUUUCUCGCUAGCCCGCCCCAGGUUUCUCUUUCUAAGUUUAUGUUGACUUAACACAGCCCGCCGCUGCAUUGAAUACUAAUAGCAUUGUAUGAAAGGUGCUGAGUUUUUGCUUAAUCUGCGUUUUUGGAUAGGAGGUUCGGGUUAUCUUCGUUCGGCCGAGUAACUUCACGCUAGCCGAGUCAUCUCCGAAGCUAACGCUGCUCGGUACUUACUGGCGUCAUGUCUAGAAUAGACUACAGCGUGUGGGACCACAUCGAGGUGUCGGACGAUGAAGAUGACACGCACCCCAACAUCGACACACCUAGCCUCUUCAGAUGGAGACACCAGGCACGUGUCGAGCGGAUGGAAGACUUUGAGAAAAAAGGUGAAGAGAUGAACAAGGUCCUCAGCGAAUGUCGGCGUAAGCUGGCCGAGGCCCAGAAGAAAAUACAAGAGCUGUCGAUUUCAUCCACUGAUGACGCCAAAGCAGAGCUGAGCAAAGCCCAGGCCGAGGAGAAGAAGCUGAAAAAAGAGGAGCGGGAAUGGGAGAAGAAGUCGGCGGAACUCAGCCGGGAAGAGAAGAAGAUGCCGUGGAACGUCGACACGCUCAGCAAGGAGGGCUUCAGCAAGAGCGUCGUCAACGUCAAACCUGACUCGGCUGAAGAGACUGAAGAAGAAAAGGAGCAUAAGCACAAAACCUUUGUGGAGAAAUAUGAGAAGCAAAUCAAACAUUUUGGCAUGAUGCGACGCUGGGACGACAGCCAGAAGUACCUCUCUGACAACUCUGAUCUAGUAUGUGAAGAGACCGCCAACUACCUGGUCAUCAUGUGCAUCGACCUGGAGGUGGAGGAGAAACACUCGUUGAUGGAGCAAGUGGCUCAUCAGACCAUUGUCAUGCAGUUCAUUCUGGAGCUGGCAAAAAGCCUCAAGGUGGACCCACGCGGCUGCUUUCGACAAUUCUUUGCCAAGAUUAAGACCGCAGACCAGCAGUACCAGGAUGCUUUCAACGACGAGCUGGAGUCGUUCAAGGAGCGCGUUCGCGGACGGGCGAAGAUCCGCAUCGAGAAGGCCAUGAAGGAGUACGAGGAAGAGGAGCGACAAAAGCGCCUGGGGCCCGGGGGGCUCGACCCCGUAGAGGUGUACGAGUCUCUGCCGGCUGAGAUGCAGAAAUGCUUUGACGAUAAAGACAUCCAAAUGUUACAGGAGGUUAUUAGCAAAAUGGACCCAACGGAGGCGAAGGUUCACAUGAAGAAGUGCAUAGAAUCGGGCCUCUGGGUCCCCAACUCCAAGACGGACGACGGGGAUGAGAAAGAGGAAGAUGCUAUCUAUGAGGAGGUGAAACAGGAGCCGGAAGAAACCAAGAAAGAAUGACCAACAUCGAUCACCAUGUACCUACCUACUGUAUUGCGCCCCCACAAUGUGUAUGACUAGUUUGCCAAUCAUGGAACAAGGAAAUAACUCCUUCAAAAUGCUAAACUGAGACUCGAGGUGUUAGUGUUGAGCUAUCUGCACAGCUGGCGUGGCAUUAGUAACUUGAGCUUCUGCUCGUGUUAAAGCUUUUAUUGUUUGUUUGGACAUCAGCUGUAUUCUUCCAUGUACUUGUACACACCUCUCAGUUUGUGUGGAAGUGCCUGCCUGCUUCCCUCGUGCUAUCGCACGGUAGAUAAUGUUCUGUACUUUAUCUGGGUGUGCAUUUACUGAAUUGGAUGGACAGAUUUAACCAUAUUUGUGAUUUUCUUUUUGUUAGACUUUUAGGAUUUGAGCGACCAAUGUAUUCAGAUGGUUAUUUCCCAGAAGUGACAUUUUCUACAAACUUGCUUAACAAAUGGUUGAAUUAUAUCCAACUACUCAAACCUGA